Messenger RNA from Nerophis ophidion (straightnose pipefish), 4371 nucleotides. Its product is annotated as NEDD4 family-interacting protein 1-like. The coding region runs from base 218 to 880 and encodes 220 amino acids. Gene Ontology annotation, biological process: ubiquitin-dependent protein catabolic process; positive regulation of protein ubiquitination; vacuolar transport. Gene Ontology annotation, cellular component: perinuclear region of cytoplasm; Golgi apparatus; endoplasmic reticulum. Lineage: Eukaryota; Metazoa; Chordata; Actinopteri; Syngnathiformes; Syngnathidae. The transcript is spliced from 8 exons. The record is from RefSeq and is a predicted model, not a curated record. Gene Ontology annotation, molecular function: WW domain binding.
GCGCUGAUUAGAGGAUGUGAUGUGAAAGACAGCGAUUCAUCCCACAGUCUUGAACGCAGCACCAAACCUGCUUUAGAAGCCCGAGGAGGAAGAAGAAGUCAGCCGACUUUCAGGCAACAUUAACCCCGCUACUUUGGUGGAAAGUCCUUCUAAUUCAACCCACACUUAACAGCGUAGUGGGAGGAGGACAUUUGAAGGAUUCUCCUGCUCGCAGAAGAUGGCAGAGCCAACCAGCAGUGUGAGAUAUGAGGAGCUGGUGAAUCAUGAGGAGGAGCCACUCCCACCAUCUCAAGAGGGUCCUGCUCAGGAUGCACCACCACCCCCUUACAGCAGUGUGGCUGCAGCAAAUUCAGCUUUCUUUGAAUAUAAGGAAGAUGGGGGAAGAUUUCCCAACCCACCGUCCUACAAUGUGGCCACCACUUUGCCCUCCUAUGAUGAAGCAGAAAGAAGCAAAGUGGAGGCAGCCGUCCCUCUUGUCAACGGGAGAGUCACCGAUGAGGACUUUGUGGCCAGAGACGACUUUGAGGACGCCGACCAGCUGCGAAUAGGAAAUGACGGCAUAUUCAUGCUGACUUUCUUUAUGGCAUUCCUCUUCAACUGGAUCGGCUUCUUCUUGUCCUUCUGUUUGACCACAUCAGCCGCUGGACGAUACGGCGCCAUCUCGGGCUUCGGCCUGUCCCUGAUCAAAUGGGUUCUUAUCGUCAGGUUUUCAACCUACUUCCCUGGCUACUUUGAUGGCCAGUACUGGUUGUGGUGGGUGUUCUUGGCUUUGGGCUUCAUGCUGUUCAUCAGGGGCUUUGUUAACUACUCCAGAGUGCGCAAACUUGCAGAUCCUGCGUAUGCCAGUCUACCCCGAACAAGAGUUCUAUUCAUCUAUUAGACUGAGCUUGUCGGACGUGGAAGACACGACGCACACAAAUCAAAGCGAUGAGUCGUCUGAGCUAAAGGAAGAAGCGAUUGGGGUACUAGUGGAUGGAUGACUUUAGUUUGCAAGCAUUUUAAGAGCAGGUUGAACUGUAAUAGUCCCUCAGUGUACUCGUUAGUGGCGCAUGUUCACCUGCUAUUUUCAUCUGGUCUGUUAACUUUUGUUUUCGCUGGACUACAGGCACGACGCUCAUGUCACCAGCUGUUGUUAGCAUGCGGCGUCACCACGUGCUUUUGUGGGGACCGUUUCCACUCGUACAACAUGUGAGGCCAGUCUUAUAAGUACCAUACACUUUAUUGACAAAGGUAUUGGGACACAGGGCAGGGGUGUCCAAACUUUUUCCACUGAGGCCCGCAUACAGAAAGAUUGAAAGAUGCCAAGGACCUCUUCUGUUUUCUUCUUUUUUACUCUACUGAACACGCUAUAAAUAAUCUAAUGUACACAACAUAUUUGCUAGAAAUGUUUAGAACAAAUUAAAUUUUAAUCAAACAAUUGUUAAUGAUGUUUAAAAAGUUUUUGAGGUGUGUAAACUAUAAAGACAAAAUUCACUGAUAACAAUUAUAACUGCAGUAGGUUAAUUAUGUCUCCUUUUUGAAUGUGUGUUCAGUUUCUUAUAUUCAGACUAGUUGUGGCUAUAAUAGAAUCGAGUUGAUUACAGUGGAAACUUAAUCGGGUCUUGAACAUGGAGAAGUUCAAAUAUAAAAGCAGAGUUCCCCAUAGGAGACAUUGCAAACAUCAAUAGUAGGCUCCAACCUCGAAAAAAGUCCUGAUUUUAUUGAAGUACAAGUGUUAUACAAGUGUUACACAGUACUGUAUAUCAAACACAGGUGCAACAUUCUAUUAAAUAAGUUGAACUCUGCUGUAUGCAUUGCAAAGCCAACUAUGGUGUCCUCCCAAACAAUCAGACAUCCUAAAACUUUAACAACCAUGUUGCUACAUCAAUAAACAUUUAAAAAAGUAACAUCACUCCCAUUUAUAAAGAGCUAAAUGGAAAGAGCGGACAGACAGGGAGAUAGAAAGAAGUGGGAUCGGAGCCUGCUUGGUCAAUCAUACUUGGGAGCGGCAUUAACCUCUUAAUGCCCAAGCUGUUUGUUUACAUGCUUUUUUUAUUUCUCUUUGCUUUUUGGGCUGAUUGGACCCUAAUUAGAAUAAAAACUAAGAAUCAUCUUUUGAUAUGAUGUACUUAGUCCAUAAGUACACAAAUGUGUACUUCAGGGGUCACCAACGUGGUACCCGCAGGCACCAGGUCGCCCGAAAGGACCAGAUGAGUCGCCUGCUUGCCUGUUCUAAUAAUAGCUCAAAUAGCAGCACUUACCUUUAUUUUAUUUUAUUUUAUUUAUUUACUAGCAAGCUGGUCUCGCUUUGCUCGACAUUUUUAAUUUUAAGAGACAAAACUCAAAUAGAAUUUCAAAAUCUAAGAAAAUAUUUUAAAUUCUUGGUCUUCACUUGUUUAAAUAAAUCCAUUAAUUUUUUUACUUUGCUUCUUAUAACUUUCAGAAAGACAAUUUUAGAGAAAAAAUACAACCUUAAAAAUGAUUUUAGGAUUUUUAAACACAUAUACCUUUUAAAUUCCUUCCUCUUCUUUCCUGACAAUUUAAAUCAAUGUCCAAGUGUUUUUAUUGUUAAGAAUAAUAAAUAAAUUUAAAUUUAUUUCUUCAUUUUAGCUUCUGUUUUUUCGAAGAAGAAUAUUUGUAAAAUAUUUCUUCAAACGUAUUAUGAUUGAAAUUCAAAAAAAAUAUUCUGGCAAAUCUAGAAAAUCUGUAGAAUCAAAUUUAAAUCUUAUUUCAAAGUCUUUUGAAUUUCUUUUAAAAUUUUCUUCUGGAAAAUCUAAGAGAAAUAAUGAUUUGUCUUUGUUAGAAAUAUAGCUUGGUCCAAUUUGUUAUAUAUUCUAACAAAGUGCAGAUUGGAUUUUAACCUAUUUAAAACAUGUCAUCAAAAUUCUAAAAUUAAUAUUAAUCAGGAAAAAUUACUAAUGAUGAUCAAUAAAUUCUUUUUUUAAUUUUUUCAAAAAGAUUUGAAUUAGCUAGUUUUCUCUUCAUAUUUUUUUUCGGUUGAAUUUUGAAUUUCAAAAAGUUGAAAUUGAAGAUAAACUAUGUUUCAAAAUUAAAUUUUCAUUUUUUUUGUGUUUUCUCCUCUUAUAAACCGUUCAAUUAAGUGUUUUUUUCAUCAUUUAUUUUCUACAAAAAACCUUCCGUAAAAGGAAAAAAAUUGUACGACGGAAUGACAGACAGAAAUACCCUUUUUUAUAUAUAUAUAUAUAGAUUUAUUUAUUAAAGGUAAAUUGAGCAAAUUGGCUAUUUCUGGCAAUUUAUUUAAGUGUGUAUCACACUGGUAGCCCUUGGCAUGAAUCAGUACCCAAGAAGUAGCUCUUGUUUUCAAAAAGGUUGCUGACCCCUGCUGUACUUCAUGUUUGGUGACAUGCUAAUUCUUAUUUUUACCCUUCCCCCCAAAUUUCAUUGCAUGUUAUACUCUUCUGAAACCACCAGAUGGCAGUACAAGUGUCCACAUAAGACCCCAAAUCAGUAGUGUAAACACAUUUUGGAAAUAAGAGCUAAAAGGUGCUGUCAAUGCACAUGGCCACUAAGCCUUUAGAGAUUUGCUCUGAAUAGUUUUUUUUUUUUUAUCAGGAAUUCCCUUGUUUCCACACUGUUCUUUUGGCCUUUGGGUCUCAUUUUGUUAGUAAAAUGGAAAAUUAACGACGGAAUGAAGCAUUCGUACAUAGAGACAUGGUUUGCACACGGAGGCGGUCCAAAAGUUCUUAAAUCUAGUUACUACUUGAUGUGUUUCAACUGUCGUCUGCAGAAGGCUCACCUGAUCGCUAUCAUACCUAAGACUUGUCUGAAAAGGGAACUGCUGCACUAACAUAUUUCCACACACUGCCCUGACCUACAUAAAGUCCACACGCGUGUUCUAGUUCACCUUUGUUCAUAUUGUUUCACCAAGGAAUAUGAAUGCUGGACUCCAUCUAGUGUACGUGCUGCUCAUGCAUGUGUUUCAUACAACUCCAAAUCAGCGUCCACGUGGUUUGACCUGAUCCACAAUCAACACACUUGUGUAGAUUUGAUAUAACUGGGCAUUUAGUUGCUUCAAAAAAAGUUGUAUUGGAAAAAAUAUUGUUGAAAAUGUGCUCUUUUGUGGCGGAAACAACUAUUAUCAAAGAAUGUUGUAUGCACUUUUAGAAACUAACAAAAAGCCCUUUGUUAUUUGACGUCAAGCUUAAAACAAACAAAAAAGUAUAUUUGCAAUGUUGGGUUUUGUCAGAGGAAAAAGUGAUUUGAAGCACAGUCGUGUUUAGGGGGAGCGGUCCAACACUUUUUAGCCGUCAUUUGUUCAACUUUACUACACGCUUGUAUCAUGGCUUUGAUGUUCAUUUCAAGUGAUGUAGAACUGCAUCUUUGCUUGUUCUGAAACUACAGAAAAUAUCAAUAAAUGUCACUUCUAAUGCC